This is a messenger RNA of Armigeres subalbatus, 1119 nucleotides long. RefSeq lists its product as uncharacterized. The record is from RefSeq and is a predicted model, not a curated record. The transcript has 2 exons. Bases 1 to 1119 code for a protein of 372 amino acids. NCBI's taxonomy places the organism in Eukaryota, Metazoa, Arthropoda, Insecta, Diptera, Culicidae.
AUGGUGCAAUGUGACGAGUGUGAUGUGUGGUAUCAUUAUGACUGCGGAAGUGUGGACGACAGUGUUGGUAAUCGUGAUUGGAGCUGUAACGGGUGCGUGAGAACAGUCUUGGAGAAACAGAGGUAUGCGUUGAGCGAGCAGUUGGAGCAUCUUGAUCAGCAGCAGAGGAAGUGGCAACGAGAGCAGCAGGAGCACCUGAGACAACUAGAAGAACGGCAGAAGCUAGAGCAGCAACAGGAACAACCUGAGUGGCAGCAGAGAAAGCAGGAGCAGUUCGAUCAAUUGCAGAUAGGACAGUUGCAGUUGCAGCAACCGAGCGAGCGCGAGGGAGUAGCUACAAUGGAGCUUGAAGCACCUCCAAGAUAUCUGGGUGCCGUGUCGAAGCACCAGGAACAGCGUCAUAUCCAGGUUGUGGAUAAAACGGUUCCCGAAGGAUUUGUAACGAAUGAACGACGGAAUGUUGACCUAUUGGCAAGUUCGACCGCCAACAACGCGAGACCAUUAGACAAGUUAGUCAAAGCUUCUUCGAAGGCAUCAAUCCGGUCAUUGAAACUUCGAGAUUUGCAAGCGAAAGCCCUGGAAGCCAGACAAGAAUUAGAGAGAAAGCAGCUGGAAGAGCGGUUGGCGUUGGACCGUGAGAUGUUGGAGAUUAGCGAUUCUGAAGAAGAGUCGAUCACAAGUAUAGCAAAGAUCAACGAGUGGUUGGAUAAAACGAAGAACAUAGGACGGGAAGCGAGAUAUUCUUCGGAUGAUAUUCCGUUACCGGUGUACGACGAGCUUUUAAGGAAAGCUAUUGUGUCAUCGAGCCGCUUCAGCCUUUCGUCGUCCCACAGCAACUUGCUGCGAGCUACUAUUGGGCAACCGACACUGCUCACAUCAACUCCGCGGCAGAAUCUUAUUUCCGCUCAGCAGCAGAAUCAGCAACCGAGGUGCAACGAUCCAGUACCGUCGAAUAGUGGCCAUCUAGCGGCGAGACAAACGGUGAAAGAUCUACCAAAGUUUGGCGGCGACCCAGAAGAUUGGCCGCGAUUCAUUGCGGCGUACGAGCGCACUACAAAAAUGUGCGCAUUUCGAAAUGACGAGCUACUCGAUCGCCUGGAACGGAGCUUGCAGGAUUAG